This is a messenger RNA of Prorocentrum cordatum, 6553 nucleotides long. The record is from the annotation of a GenBank genome assembly. NCBI's taxonomy places the organism in Eukaryota, Dinophyceae, Prorocentrales, Prorocentraceae.
CGACGAAAUUGUUUGAGAUGGACCAGAGUCGGAAACGGUCAGAAAAUCUUGCGUCGUCAUCUUUUCACGGCGCGAGGGUUUUUGUCUUGCCCGCCGGCCGAAGGACGACAACGCCAGCGACGACGAGGAGGCCGAGGGCGGCAGGGGCGGCGCUGACAGGCGGGAGCCCGCGCCCAAACUGGUGAUCAGCCUCUGCAAGGUGUUCCCAGAGCUCAACGGCACCUACGAGCUCGACCGGGACAUGACCAGCUACGGCCGCCCCACCUACAGGCUGGCCGGCAACCCGGAGUCGGAGGUGCUCAUUCACUACAAGAGCUCCUACGGCUGGAGGAUAAGCUAUGGGCUGCACGCGGAUCCGGUCGCCUACAAGGCUGGCGAGUCCCGCCAGCCACCGCGCAAGGGAUGGUUGGUGUUCAACAACAACGUUAGGCAGCCAGACCCGCUGACACUUGCACCUCCCAGUGCCCUCAGAAGCGAGCGCGCGAACAUCCGAUCUGUGGAGGAGGCAGUGACCGCGCUGAAUCAGAUCGACCUGAAGAUGCUGCAGGGGAUGGUGACGCACAGCAGCCCAGACGUCGUGGAAUACUUCAGCCACUUUUGCGUGCUCAUGCACCUCGAGUACCUCGCCGAGGUUUGCUCAAUCCGCAAGCGGCGCCUGAAAACUUCUCAGGAGCAGCUUGUGAGGACAGGCUGGGCACUGACAGGGCUGCCAGUCAAAGCUACGUUUGGCCGCCGCGAGGGUGCCGGCCCAGGCGGCGAAGGGAAGGGUGGCAGAAAGAUGUUGCCUGGCUGGCAGGAUAAGGGAUUGGAGAUGGUAGCGUUUGUCACGCCAGUCAACUUCGACGCGGAGCGCUGCCGGAUGGCCCGUGGCGACUGCGUGACCGUCUCGGAGACGAACCCGUUGCUGGACAGGGUCGGCGAGGGGUCCGUGUCAGACGUGAAGCCGGGCGCCAUCGUCGUGCAACUGUCCUGCAAGAUGCCCGAGGGUCGGGGCAAGACGUGGCGCCUGGACAAGUCCAGCAACAACGUGGUGUACGAGCGGCAGAUGACCGCCCUGAUCGAGCUGGCCACCACGAAGGCCAUGCCGCCCUGCUGCGAGGUGCUGGUGGCCGCCGGCGUGGGCGAGGUGGACAGCUGGGUCGAGGAGAUGCGCAGUCGUCGCCCGGGCCAGGCUGCUGGCGGCGCGCGGCGCGACCGCAGCCGCAGCGCCUCGCCCAAGGCCAAGGCCGCACAGCUGGCAGCGGCGCUGCCGCCACGCAGCGACGAGGCGAAGAUGGAGAAGGCCAAGGCCGAGAUAGCGGGGCUGAACCUGAACCGGUCGCAGCGUGAGGCAGUACAGGCGGCGGUCAACCGCACGUGCACCAUCAUCCAGGGCCCCCCUGGAACUGGGAAGACGCACGUGUCGGUGCAGGUCUUGCGAAUCUGGUCGAAGUCCUUGGGCAUGAGCCCGCUGCUGGCGGCCUCCGACAGCAACAUCGCCGUGGACAACAUCGCCGCUGGUCUCCACGGCGUGGGCGUCUCGGCCGUGCGCCUGGGGCGCCCAGAGAAGGUGCGGGGUGUCCUAGAGGAGAUCACGCUCGAGGCCAAGGUCUGGAAGGCCAAGGAGCUGAAGGCCCUGGAGGAGGCCGCCAAGGAGGCGAAGAGCCGGGACGAGCAGGCGAGCCGGGACGAGCAGCGGGACCGGAGCCGCCAGCGGGCCCGCGCGAGCGGCCGGAGGAGGCCCUCUGGCGGGGCGAGCCGGAGCGGCAGCAGCAGCGGCAGCUACUCCCGCAGCGGCAGCAGCCGCAGCGGCCGCAGCCGCGGCGGCCGCAGCGGGCCGAGGAGAGGCUCUGCCAGGCCCGCGGCGGCGGCCACCUCCGGGGCAGCGCCGUGUGGCAAGGGCGGCCAGAAGGGCAAGGGCAAGGGCAAGGGCAAGGGCAAAGGCAAGUCCCUCGAGGGCGUGGACCUGGAGAUGGAGCACGAGCAGCGCCGCCAGGCCAAGCGCGACAACUUCGAGCUCCAGAUGAAGAUCAUCAGGGAGGCGGAAGUCGUCUGCACCACGACGAUCAGCGCCGGCGGGGAGUUCCUGAACAGGAUCAACUUCGCAGGCAUUCUGGUCGACGAGGUCGCCCAGGCCACUGAGCUGUCCGUCGUGGUGCCCGUGGUGCUGCGCGGCGGCGCGGCCCUCCGCCGGCUCGUGCUCGUCGGCGACCACUGCCAGCUGCCUCCUGGCAUCGCCUCGAAGGAGGCGGAGAUGAGGGGCCUCUCCCUCUCCAUCUACAGCCGGCUGCAGCGCGCGGGCGUCGAGCCGGCGUUCCUGGAUACGCAGUACCGCAGCAACCCAAAGAUCAUGGAGUUCUCGUCCGAGGAGUUCUACAACGGCGAGCUUAAGAGCGGCAUCGACGCAAAGGACCGCAAGAUACCGGAAGGCAUCAACUGGCCCAACCCCCAGGUGCCGGUGGCAUUCGUGGAGGUGUCGGAGGAGGAGCAGACCGAGGGCGAUUCCAAGCUCAAUUCGGCUGAGGCCGAGCAGGUCAUGAGGGUCGUGCACCAGGCGAUGGACGCGGGAGGGCUGCAGAUUGGCGACAUCGGGGUGGUGACGCCAUAUGCGGCACAGGUCCGCGUCCUCCGGAGGAUGCUGCGCCCGCUGCUGCCCCCCGGCACCGACCCCCGGAACUUGGAGGUCGCGUCCGUGGACGCCUUCCAGGGCCGUGAGAAGGAACUUAUGAUCUUCAGCGCGGUGCGGUGCAACCAGCGCGGCACCCUCGGCUUCCUGGGCGACUGGCGCCGCCUGAACGUGAUGCUCACCCGCGCCCGCCGCGGGAUCGUGGUCUUCGGCUCCUCCCAGACCCUGCGGCACGACCCGGUCUGGCAGCGGUGGAUCGCGUGGUGCGAGCGGAACGGUGCCGUGCACGGGGGCGCCCGCGGCCUCGCCGGCCUGGGCGACGCCGCCGGGGCGGGGGCGCCGCGCGCCGCCGAGGCGAACCCCGCCCGGGGGGGCGGGCUCACCGACAGCCGGUCGCUGGCCAAGGCACGGCGGCCGUCGAGCUCCAGCUCCUCGUCCGCGUCGGGGUCCCGUGCCUCCGGGCGCGCGAGGCGCAGGAGCCGCUCGCGGAGGAGGCCGCGGAGCAGGUCGCCGCCGAGCGGGGCGCCGAGCGCUCGCGCCGCACACGGCGGCGCCAUCCCCGACUUCGCGCCCCCGGUGCUGCCGGCCGCUCCGCCGAUGCGCCCCAUGCUCGCGCCGCCGAUGGGCGGUAAGGGGCCCGCUGCAGCGGUGGCGCCGGCCGGCGGCAAGGGGCCCGUGGCGGCCGCAGGGGCGCCGGGCGGCGCGAAGUGCGCGGGGGGGAAGGGCGGCGGGCUGCAGGGCGCGCUGUACAAGACGCGCAUGUGCGCCCACCUGGCCCGCACCGGCGGGUGCCCGAGGGGCCCCACCUGCGCCUUCGCGCACAGCGAGGCGGAGCUGCGGCCGCUGCCGAGCGGGCCUCCUCAGUGGAGCGGCUCCUGGGGCACGCCCGAGGAGGCUGACCCCUGGCUGCAGGGGGACCCGUGGAGCGACGCGGCAGGGAACAAGAACGCCAGCUGGUGGAACUCGUGGAGAGAAUGGUGGGGCUCAGCCAGCUGGUGGACCAGCUCUCAGGCGAAUGAAGACCCAGAUCACUGGUGGACCAGCUCACCCGCAGACGAGGGCGAGGUCUGGGUCACCAUCCAGAGGCCGCGGCAGCCGCCGCUCCCCCACGCGCUGAUGCGCGGAGCGGCCGGGAGCGAUCCCGCCACGGCGCAGGAGCCGACCUCAGCGGACACGUCGAGACCGCGCGAGGCCCCUCCGUCGGCACCUGCGCCGGCGACGCCGCCAGCACAGCCACCCGCGGCGGCGAUGGCUCCUGCGCAGCCGACCCAGCCACUCGCAGCAGCGAUGGAGCUGACGGUCGGGACGACGCAGGCACCGCCACCGCCACGGCCGUGGGCACCCACCGACGGAGGAUCAUCGUCUACGUGGCGUCCGUCGGACACGCAGGGCCCGCAGCCGUGGGGAGGAUUCGAGCAUCUCGAGACCUACGUGGUGGCCCUGCGGCGAUGGAGCAGCAGGACGGGCCUGCCGGCCGAGCAGCAGGCGGGCAAGGUCAUCGACGGCCUGCCCGUGGACAUGCAGGAGAGGCUCCUGUACUACGCGGAGGAGCUCGACGCCCCCGGAGGCAUCGAGGUCCUCAUCGACUUCCUGAAGAGGUGCCGGGGCGACCAGGACGGCGACGAGGCCAAGGAGAGCUUCAGGCUGGCCCUCGAGGACACCGAGAUGAGAGCGGGGGAGUCGUUCACCCAGUACGUGAUGCGCCGGGACCUGCAGGUGAAGUCGGCGAAGAGAUACGGCCUCGAGCUCCCAGAGCAGGUUCAGGUGCAGCAGCUGAGGAGUGGAGCGAACUUGAGCGAACAGAAUGCGAUCAACCUGCUCUCGAUCACCCAGGGCCGCGAGGAUCUGGAGUCGAUCAAGCAGGGCCUACAGAAGAUGGACGUGAAAAAGAGGAGCAGUCAGAAAAAGUCGAGGGUGUACGCGGUCGGACACGACGAGGACGAGGACGACGAGGAGGUGUUCGGCAGCAGCGAGGUCUACUUCGAGCUGGAGGAGGACCUCAUUCUGGAUACCGAGGACGCGCUGGCCUUCUACGAGGCGAUUGCCAACCAGGAGCUGGACGAGGACCAGGCGGCGGCCGUCCUGGCCGCGGUGCUGGACGAGAAGAGGACCAAGGAGGGCCGGCCUCGGAAGUGGGCGGAGUCGCGGGAGCUGAAGAAGGCCAUCGCCCGAGACCGCGACUUCUUCGACUCCAAGAGAGCCGGAGGCCGGGCGGCGCCGCGCCCGCCGGCGGGCAUGCAGCGCCUCAGCAUUGCUCGCCUCAAGGAGAGGACGCGGUGCGCCAACUGUGGUCAGAAGGGGCACUGGCGCAAGGAGUGCGCCAACCCGUGCAAGCCGAAGCAGAUCGAGCAGCGGCCCAAGAAGGAGCUCGGGGGGAAGUCGCUCUACGUGGCGGCGAGCUUGCUGGACGAGGGCGACGGCGCCUUCCUCGUCGGAGGACCUCGGAUUCGGGAGCCGUUUCGGAACGUGCUGAUCGGCGAGCCCUGCGACCGGGGCCAGGUGGGCCACGGACGAGCGCUAGCCGACAAGCCUCUGCGAGGCCAGGUGGGACUCGCGGAGGAACGAGGCGAUCCCGAUGACGGAGAGCUGGGGCCAGGUGGGCCUCGUGCGAGGUCGGAGGGGGCAGAUCCCGAUGGCAGAGAGCUGGGGCCAGGUGGGCCUCGUUCGAAGUCGGAGGAGGCGGUCCUCGUCACGUUCAUCCUGGACAUCGAGGGCGACGAGCCGGAGGGCAUGGUGGACACGGCAGCCGGGCAGGCGCUGGUGGGCGAGAAGCAGCUGAAGGUACUGCAGGAGAAGUGCUACAAGAAGGGCUGGCGGAUCCCGGUGAGGAAGACCGACGGCAACAGCAGCGCCAAGGGGAUCGGUGGCCGCUCCAGGGUCGUCGGGGAAGCGAUGGUGCCGGUGGCCAGGGCGGGGAUCUGGUGCCUCAUCCUCUUCAGGGUGAUCGCGGAGGACGUCCCCCUCCUCCUGCCCGUGCGCUGGAUGGAGAGCCUGGGGGCCGUCGUGAACCUGGCCGAGGACAAGAUCACGCUGCGCUUCGAGGGGCGCGACCGCACCGUCAAGCUCACGAGGCAGAAGUCCGGCCAUCGCACCAUGGCGCUGCUGGACGAGAGCCUCCCGGGGGACUUCGACAUUCCUGAGGGGGCCCGGCGCGACUGGCCGGGCCUCGACAAUGACACGUUUCGAGUGUGCAGCAGUGAGGCGAAGCUCCAGUCUGAAGCGAGAGGGGGCCUCGAGGAAGAAUUCAGCACCAGGGACACCCCGCCGAUGGACACCAGCUGGGAGAGGCUGCCGGGAUCCGACAUGGAGUCCGAGGGGAGCGAGCAGACGUCCCUACCGUUGCAGGACAGCGCAGCCUCGACCCGCCCCGCAUCCCCGUCACCGCCCCAGCCGACGUCGGGGCCCCACAUCGGCCUCCAGACGAGCUCCCUGAGGAAGGCCUGGAAGCGGAUGACGGUCAAGCUGAUGCACGUGGCCGACGUGGGACAAGCGACCAAGAUGAUACAGGAGAUGCGCGACGAGGCGACCGGGAAGAUGAACGCCCUGGAGUGCCCUCAUCCACCCUGGGCCCACUGGGAGUCAGGCAACCAGCACAUGCGCUACGUCAAGUGCCUGAGGUGCUCGAGCAUGAUCUGGAGGGGGGACCUCGCGCACCGCGAGAAGCAGGCCCAGCAGCUCAAGAAGAUCGAGAAGGAGGCCCGGCGGGCGGCGAGGGCCAAGCAGGUGGAGACGCCGCCCCGGGAGCCGCCGAAGGUCGAGGGCCGCAGCAAGGAGGGCAUCAAGAGGGCGGCCAGGGCUACUCCAGCGGCGUCGUCCGGUUCGGCCGACACGAUGGUAGAGACGAGCGGCUCCGACCUCAACCAGAUGAUGAAGGCGAUCCAGACCAACAGCGAGGUGGUAUCGCAGCUGGCACUGGCGAUCCAGCAGCUCGUGCAGAAGGAGACCUGA